Molecule: messenger RNA, 444 nt
Organism: Iphiclides podalirius (scarce swallowtail)
Lineage: Eukaryota; Metazoa; Arthropoda; Insecta; Lepidoptera; Papilionidae
Source: the annotation of a GenBank genome assembly
AUGAUGGGAGGGGGGGGGGGGGGGGGGGGGGCGGAGACGGGCAGGGGGGCGGCGUGUGCGUCGAACAAGGGCCGUCUAGGACGAAUCACCAGCUCACCCCGAAUCUUGAGCCGUCGCAAGGUCGCCUACAUUCGAAGUCGAAGUGCGACCGAAAAGCACCGCCUCCGUACUACUUUUGCGGGUUUGCGUCCGUUUUUAUCGGACCCGCUGCGCCUGUGGCGGUACGUCGAGAUACACCGAGCGAUCGCCGCGUCUUUCGCGACCGACGUUCCGAAAACCGUCGAUGAACUGCGCCUCAGCUUGUUUUUAAAGCUGACGUCACACAUGGACAUAGUAAUGAGCGAUCCGAAAUGUACUCACAGCUCUUCAAAAGCCUCCGACACGUCGUACGGCCAGCCGGUUCAAUUACGCCCCGACGUCAACUGCGAAAAAAAUACGGCGCGU